This is a messenger RNA of Prunus avium (sweet cherry), 1443 nucleotides long. Its product is annotated as SAGA-associated factor 29 homolog A. Gene Ontology annotation, cellular component: SAGA complex. The record is from RefSeq and is a predicted model, not a curated record. Lineage: Eukaryota; Viridiplantae; Streptophyta; Magnoliopsida; Rosales; Rosaceae.
CUGGAUUUUUUAGUAAAAACAGAAAAUCCUUUUUUUUUCUCUCUCUCUCUCUCUCUCUCUCUCUCUCCGUGCGAUUUCACCCUCCCCUUCGACAGCACCUCCCAGCCGCACCUUACAUCCUCCAUAACCACCGCAGCCGACCACCACCGACCACCAGACCGGCCGGGUUAGAGCCGCAACCACCCCAGCAACCUUUCCCGAUCAGCCCCGACGCCAUCCGCCGCCGUCAGCAGCCGGAAAACGCAGAAAAAGCCGUCGGUUUUGACAGCUUUUCCAGCCACUCGAACUCCCUCCUCCGGCCACCAAUCUUGACGUGUGAGGUAACUCAAAUCGGGAUUCAAAGUUGGCCGGUUUUCAAUUUGAAUUUCCGGCCACUUCCGGCCACUUUUUAGGAUUUCAGAAUUUGUUUCGAAUUUGGUGGGAGUGAAAUUUUAGGACAAAACAAUGUCAUCGCCAGACAUUGCAGGAAUACUGGACAAGUCAAAAGAGCUCGAUCAAUUAAGGAAAGAUCAAGAAGAGGUGCUCGUCGAGAUAAACAAGAUGCAUAAGAAGCUCCAAGCCACUCCUGAAGUGGUUGAGAAGCCUGGGGAUAAUUCGUUGGCGAAGUUGAAGACUUUAUAUGUUCAUGCCAAAGAGCUUUCUGAAAGUGAAGUGAAUGUUUCAAAUUUGUUGUUGAGUCAACUUGAUGCUCUGUUGCCUUCUGGACCUCCAGGGCAGCCACGGAGAAGGAUGGAAGGUAAUGAGCAGAAAAGGAAGAGAAUGAAGAGUGAUUCAGAUAUUUCGAGGAUGUCCCCCUCCGUGCGAAGUCAACUUGAGCUUUUUGCUAGUCUAAAAGGUGAACAGGUAGCAGCUAGGGUCAUGGUCACUCAAGAAGAUGCUGAAAAGGAAGAGUGGCUUGUUGUAAAAGUAUUGCAUUUCGACAAGGAAACAAGAGAACUUGAAGUACUAGAUGAGGAGCCAGGUGAUGAUGAAGAAGGUGGUGGCCAAAGAAAGUACAAGUUGCCUAUGACAGCUAUUAUCCCUUUCCCCAAGAGAACUGAUCCUUCCAGUGCCCAAGAUUUCCCUACUGGAAGACACGUUUUGGCAGUAUAUCCAGGAACAACUGCACUAUAUAAGGCAACUGUGGUGAACGGCCAUCGCAAGAGGAAGACAGAUGAUUUGGGUUUGGACAGGUAUUUGCUGGAAUUUGAUGACGACGAGGAAGAUGGAGCCUUGCCUCAGAGGGUAGUGCCCUUCCAUAAGGUGGUUGCCCUGCCAGAUGGACAUCGCCAGUGAUUCGUUCUUGCCGUUUAUAGAAUAACUUUAUGCAUAAAUUAAAUUAAUUUACCCUCACCACCCCCAUCCGCACCCCCACAGUACACUACUCUGUAAAACAGUACAGUACUCUGUAACCACACGUUUACUAGCUCUUCUUAAUUUAAGCAUCUACUCUAUUCUUUUUUA